Spathaspora passalidarum NRRL Y-27907 is the source of this 1979-nucleotide messenger RNA. RefSeq names its product imidazoleglycerol-phosphate synthase (gene HIS7). Bases 20 to 1795 code for a protein of 591 amino acids. The record is from RefSeq and is a predicted model, not a curated record. Gene Ontology annotation, biological process: L-histidine biosynthetic process. Gene Ontology annotation, molecular function: imidazoleglycerol-phosphate synthase activity; oxo-acid-lyase activity. NCBI's taxonomy places the organism in Eukaryota, Fungi, Ascomycota, Pichiomycetes, Serinales, Debaryomycetaceae. The transcript has a single exon.
UUUUCUAAAUCAUCGCAAAAUGUCAAAAACAGUGUACAUCAUUGAUGUGGAAAGUGGUAACUUGCAAUCCCUUUCCAAUGCUAUCAAGCGUAUUGGUAACUACGACAUAAAAUUCAUCCACAAUGCUGAAGAAUUUAAACAGUACGAUUCCCAAAUUGAAAAGUUAUUAUUCCCAGGGGUGGGAAACUAUGGCCAUUUCGUCAAAGAAAUCCAUGCCCGUAGUUUGACAGAUCCAAUUAAUGCUUAUAUCAAAAGUGGCCGAUCACUUAUGGGAAUUUGUGUUGGAUUGCAAGCAUUUUUCAAGAGUUCAGAAGAAAGCCCUGAAGCCGAGUUUGAAGGGUUAGGAUAUUUGGAUUUCUCGUUGACUAAAUUUAAUGUUGAAGAUCCAGUAUUUAAAGCUCGUGGUAUGAAGAAAAGUGUCCCACAUAUUGGUUGGAAUCAUGUUUCUGAAAUCACUGUUGGUGGUGAACCUAUUGCUAAAGAUACUUCAUUAUAUGGCAUCAACUCUGUUAACAAGUACUAUUUCGUUCAUUCAUAUGGUGCUAUAUUGACACCAGAAUUAAAGGCUGGUGUAGUUAACAAGUAUGGAAAAGAGCAAGGUUGGGACUUUGCCUUUGCCAGAUAUGGAUCUGAAGAGUUCUUAGCCGCUAUUAAAUAUAAGAAUUUCUUUGCUACUCAAUUCCAUCCUGAAAAAUCUGGUAUUGCUGGAUUAAAAGUCAUCAAGAACUUCCUUGAAGGUAACCAGUUCCCAACUAUUCAAACUGCUGAUAUAGAAACCCAUGAUAAUACUGAAGUUACUUUAAGUGGAUUAUCAAGAAGAAUCAUUGCCUGUUUAGAUGUUAGAAGUAAUGAUGAUGGAGAUUUGGUUGUCACAAAAGGUGACCAAUAUAAUGUUCGUGAAGAAACGGAUGGUGGAGAAUCUAAAGUUAGAAACUUGGGUAAACCAGUUGAGUUGGCUACUAGAUACUAUAACCAAGGAGCUGAUGAAGUUACCUUUUUAAACAUCACUUCAUUCCGUAACUCUCCUUUAAAGGAUUUGCCAAUGUUGCAAGUGUUAUCAAAAGCUGCAGAAACCAUUUUCGUUCCUUUAACUGUAGGUGGAGGAAUUAAAGACAUGAUUGAUCCUGAAACUGGAGCAACUGUUCCUGCUGUUAAGGUUGCUGAUUUAUAUUUCCGUUCUGGUGCUGAUAAAGUUAGUAUUGGUUCAGAUGCUGUUGUUAUUGCUGAAAAUUAUUAUGCCAACAAUAAGCAGAAAACUGGUACAACCUCAAUUGAAUCUAUUUCUGCUACAUUUGGUAACCAAGCGGUGGUUAUUUCUGUAGAUCCAAAGAGGAAAUAUGUUGCUUCACCAAGUGAAACAACCAUGUCCACAAUUAAGAUUGAAGACCCAGCAAGAUACGGUCCAAAUGGUGAACAAUAUUGUUAUUACCAAGUUACAUCACAAGGUGGUAGAAAAGUUCAUGAAUUAGGAGCAUUAGAAUUGUGUUUGGCAUGUGAAGACUUAGGUGCUGGUGAAAUCCUCUUGAACUCAAUUGACCAUGAUGGUUCAAACCAAGGGUACAAUUUGGAAUUGUUGCAACAAAUCAAGCGCAAUGUUUCAAUUCCAGUGAUUGCUAGUUCUGGUGCUGGUGUUCCGAAGCACUUCCAAGAAGUUUUCGAAUUAGAUUGUGGUAUUGAUGCUGCUUUAGGUGCUGGUUUGUUCCACCGCGGUGAAUAUACUGUCAAUGACGUUAAAAGAUAUUUGCAACAAGAAGCAAAUAUGGAUGUAAGGUUGGAUGAUAACGUAGAAUUAUAGAUUAUCAUAUUGCUGUAAAUACAUAUAUAACACUUUGCAUGUGCUUACUACCUAUUAGCGUUAGGCAUUCGCACUUUGUGUGGUAAAAAGCCCGUCUAUAAAAAAUUCUUGUCUCAAAAUUUUUUGGUUGUAAAUCUGAAUGUCUACAUGCCAAGGUGUCAAACAUAACAGAAAUAUGAAGUCU